AAGAGGAUAAGUAAAGUUAUUACGAAAAUGAACCUUGCGCAGAGAAGUAAAUAACUAAAUACAAAAGAAGUGAACCAAGUAGUCUCAAAAUCUAUGUUCAUAUAAACCACUCUGUGAGGGGAAACCUGCAUCAUCAACCACAACCCAUAAAAGAAAUGCAGUCAGAUGUAAAUUCUUCAACUCAUUCCCUCCCAGAGAGCACCAUCCCACAUCCAAACAAUCCCACACACACAACUUCAGAGCAUGUAUUCAUGUUAUGCACACAUGUAAUGGAUACACAUGGUGGAUGCUAAAACAGGAGAAAAAUCAAACAUUUUCCUAAGUUAAGUGCCGUUGAAUCAAUUGAAUAAACACCACAUGUCCACAAUUUUAAAACACAUCCAAGAAAAAGCAAAAUAUAUAUCAUAUUCAACAAAAUGGCCCCAAAAACUGCAGGUACAAGCAUUCCAGUUGUAAAGGAUCCCACAAAAUCGUUAUGGUAGAUCUUCAUUUGCUAGUUAAGCUAGAAAAAGAUAUCAAAUACAAACGAAAAUAAAUAUUAGCUACCAUUUAGCUAAUGCUUGGAAGCUGACAGUUUAUAUUUGUUGUAGCAUUCUUUCUUUUUCCAUCUUUGUUCUUCUGAGAACGGUGGUGUCUAAGUCAAGUUGCACGUUCGCUCCUAUACCUCCUUUUGUUUUAAAAAGGAGUACGCCAUAUCAGUGUAACAAAUUUACUCUUUUCUAUUGCUUGGUUUCUGGAGGAAGAAAAGAGAUUUCGCCAAUUACAGAGUAGGGAAGUUAAUGUCACUUUUAUUUACCCCCUCUUAAUUUAUGAGAUUUCUUGAUAUAUGUGAGACAACAAGAGAGCUGGUGUCACAGUUUAAAGAAAAUGUUAAAGAUGUUCAGUCCUUACUAAGAAGGAGAAAAGGAGAUUUUAGCAUCACUAACUACACUUCGUUUAGGAAGAAGAUGAAGAAAGAUGCCAAAAACUUAGUUACAAUUUUAAAGAAAAUGGAUCAUGAGGUGGUUGAUGUAAUGGAGGUUGAUCAACUUGUCUCAGCUGUUAUCGGAGUGCUAAGAGAAGUUAGUACAAUGGGAAUUUCAGUAUUCCAAAUGGUGUUGGUUUUCUUGUCAGCUCCAGUUUCUAAGCCAAUUAACAAAUGGUCUUUGGUUUCAAGAUUGGUGAACAAGGGAGAUCAAGACAAUGUAAAUGAGAUAGAAAGUGCUGAUUUUGCAUUAAACAGCCUUUUCAAGUGUGGCUCAAGUGAGGUGGAGAAAAUCCAGUUUGCGCAGAAUAGAUUGGAAAAUCUGGAAGCUCAUUUUGAAUGCAUUGAUUUCAGUACUAUAAAUCUAUCCUAUUAGCAUAAAUCUUAAGGGAUUCA
Messenger RNA from Nicotiana attenuata, 1360 nucleotides. RefSeq lists its product as uncharacterized. The transcript has a single exon. The coding region runs from base 810 to 1340 and encodes 176 amino acids. The record is from RefSeq and is a predicted model, not a curated record. Gene Ontology annotation, biological process: shoot system development; root development. NCBI's taxonomy places the organism in Eukaryota, Viridiplantae, Streptophyta, Magnoliopsida, Solanales, Solanaceae.